AUGCUACUCCUUGGGCUGCUGCUGCUGCUGAUCCUGCUGGCCGGCGCCCGCCUGCUGUGGGGCCAGUGGAAGCUCAGGAGCCUCCACCUCCCGCCUCUUGUCCCUGGCUUCCUGCACCUGCUGCAGCCCAACCUCCCCAUCUAUCUUCUUGGCCUGACUCAGAAACUCGGGCCUAUCUACAGGCUCCGCCUGGGGCUGCAAGAUGUGGUGGUGCUGAACUCUAAGAGGACCAUUGAAGAGGCCAUGGUCAGGAAGUGGGUGGACUUUGCCGGCAGACCCCAGCUACCAUCCUACAAGCUGGUGUCUUGGCACGAUCAGGAUCUCUCACUAGGGGACUAUUCCCUGCUCUGGAAGGCCCACAAGAAGCUCACCCACAGAGCCCUGCUGCUGGGCAUCCGCAACUCCAUGGAGCCCCUGGUGGAACAGCUGACCCAGGAGUUCUGCGAGCGCAUGAGAGCCCAGGCCGGCGCCCCUGUGGCCAUCCAGAAAGAAUUCUCUUUCCUCACCUGCAGCAUCAUCUGUUACCUCACCUUUGGAGACAAGGAGGACACCUUAGUACAUGCCUUUCACAACUGUGUCCAGGACUUGAUGAAAACCUGGGAACACUGGUCCAUCCAAGUUUUGAACAUCAUUCCCUUUCUCAGGUUCUUCCCCAACCCAGGCCUCUGGAGACUGAAGCAGGCCAUGGAGAACAGGGACCACAUCGUAGAGAAGCAGCUGAGGUGGCACAAGGAGAGCAUGGUGGCAGGCCGGUGGAGGGACAUGACAGACUACAUGCUCCAAGCGGUGGGCAGGCCGACAGUGGAAGAGGGCCGUGGACAGCUCCUCGAAGGGCACGUGCAUAUGUCUGUGGUGGACCUUUUCAUCGGUGGCACCGAGACCACUGCAAGCACCCUCUCCUGGGCUGUGGCAUUCUUGCUUCACCACCCUGAGAUUCAGCAGCGACUACAAGACGAGCUGGAUCGUGAGCUGGGCCCCAGAGCCUUGGGCUUCCGAGUCCCAUACAAGGACCGCGCACGGCUGCCCUUGCUCAACGCCACCAUCGCCGAGGUGCUGCGCCUGCGGCCUGUUGUGCCCCUGGCUUUGCCGCACCGCACCACGCGGCCUACCAGCAUCUUCGGCUACGACAUUCCCAAGGGCACGGUGAUCAUCCCCAACCUCCAAGGCGCCCACCUGGACGAGACAGUCUGGGAGCAGCCACACGAGUUCCGGCCGGACCGCUUCCUGUACCCCGGCGCCAGCCCCAGAGCGCUCACCUUUGGCUGCGGGGCGCGCGUGUGCCUGGGCGAGCCGCUGGCGCGCCUCGAGCUCUUCGUGGUGCUGGCGCGCCUGCUCCAGGCCUUCACGCUGCUGCCGCCCGAGGGCGCCCUGCCCUCUCUGCAGCCCCAGCCCCACUGCGGCGUCAACCUCACCAUGCAGCCUUUCCAGGUGCGGCUGCAGCCCCGGGGGACGGGGACCCUGGGCCAGGGCCAGCGCCAGUGA
Molecule: messenger RNA, 1482 nt
Organism: Diceros bicornis minor
Lineage: Eukaryota; Metazoa; Chordata; Mammalia; Perissodactyla; Rhinocerotidae
Product: steroid 21-hydroxylase
Exons: 10
Coding region: 1-1482 (493 amino acids)
Biological process (GO): hormone biosynthetic process; progesterone metabolic process
Molecular function (GO): steroid 17-alpha-monooxygenase activity; iron ion binding; heme binding
Source: RefSeq, a predicted model, not a curated record